This is a messenger RNA of Stegastes partitus (bicolor damselfish), 1119 nucleotides long. It is a transcript of the gene gpr52, whose product is annotated as G protein-coupled receptor 52. Bases 1 to 1119 code for a protein of 372 amino acids. Gene Ontology annotation, cellular component: membrane. Gene Ontology annotation, biological process: G protein-coupled receptor signaling pathway. Lineage: Eukaryota; Metazoa; Chordata; Actinopteri; Pomacentridae. The record is from RefSeq and is a predicted model, not a curated record. The transcript has a single exon. Gene Ontology annotation, molecular function: G protein-coupled receptor activity.
AUGAACCAGUCUGAACUGACAACGGACACGUUGCUCACUGCCAACAGCAGCCAUGGAGACUUCUUUUCUAGAAGGGCCUCCAACCACUCCUGUCCCUUGGGCUGGGGGCUGAACGAAGGCGUAGAGGCUUGUGUUCUGGAGACUGCUGUCAUUGUGCUUCUCACAGUGCUCAUUAUUGCUGGGAACCUGACGGUGAUCUUUGUGUUCCACUGUGCCCCUCUGCUACACCACUACACCACCAGCUACUUCAUCCAGACCAUGGCCUACGCUGACCUGCUGGUGGGCCUUAGUUGCCUGGUGCCCACCCUGUCCUUGCUCCACUACCCAGCAGGCGUCCAGGAGCCAAUCACGUGCCAGGUUUUCAGCUACGUCAUCUCUGUUUUGAAGAGCGUUUCAAUGGCCUGCUUGGCCUGCAUCAGUGUGGACCGCUACCUGGCCAUCACUAAACCACUGUCCUACAACCAGCUGGUGACACCGUGUCGGCUACGAGGCUGCAUCACCCUCAUCUGGGUGUACUCUAGUCUGGUUUUCUUACCCUCCUUCUUCGGCUGGGGUAAGCCAGGAUAUCACGGGGAUAUUUUUGAGUGGUGCGCUCACUCCUGGCCGACCUCUGCCCUCUUUACGGGCUUUGUGGUAUGUUUGCUGUAUGCACCUGCUGCCCUCGUGGUCUGUUUUACUUAUUACCACAUCUUUCGCAUUUGCCAGCAACACAACAGGGAGAUCAGUGAACGGCGAGCACGUUUCCCCAGCCAGGAGAUGGAGGCUGGUGAGGGGAAUGGUGGCGGGCAUCAUGGAGGGCAUGGACCAGAUCGGCGCUACGCGAUGGUGCUCUUCCGCAUCACUAGUGUUUUCUACAUGCUUUGGCUGCCCUACAUCAUCUACUUUCUGUUAGAAAGCUCCCAUGUGCUGGAUAGUCCUGCCCUGUCCUUCAUCACCACCUGGCUGGCCAUCAGCAAUAGUUUCUGCAACUGUGUCAUCUACAGCCUGUCUAACAGUGUGUUUCGUCUGGGCAUGCGCAGGCUCUCUCAGACUAUUUGCUCCUUCAGCCACUGUGCUGCAGAUGACCGGGACUUUGGAGAGCCUAAACCAAGAAAGAGAGCAAACUCGUGUUCCAUCUGA